This is a messenger RNA of Dryobates pubescens (Downy woodpecker), 1127 nucleotides long. RefSeq names its product TARBP2 subunit of RISC loading complex (gene TARBP2). The record is from RefSeq and is a predicted model, not a curated record. Gene Ontology annotation, cellular component: RISC-loading complex. The coding region runs from base 26 to 1117 and encodes 363 amino acids. Gene Ontology annotation, molecular function: double-stranded RNA binding; pre-miRNA binding; siRNA binding. Gene Ontology annotation, biological process: regulation of viral transcription; regulation of miRNA processing; regulation of siRNA processing. NCBI's taxonomy places the organism in Eukaryota, Metazoa, Chordata, Aves, Piciformes, Picidae. The transcript has 9 exons.
GUGGCGGGGACGGAGCGCGGCGGGGAUGAGUGAGGAGGGGGCGGGCGGCGGGGCCAGGCGGAGCGGCGGCUUCCCAAGCCCUGUCCCCAGCCUGGAGCAGAUGCUGGCCACCAACCCCGGCAAGACUCCGAUCAGCCUGCUGCAGGAGUAUGGCACUCGCAUAGGCAAGACCCCCGGCUACGACCUGCUGAAGGCCGAGGGCCAGGCGCACCAGCCCAACUUCACCUUCCGCGUCACCGUGGGGGAGCUCAGCUGCACAGGGCAGGGCCCCAGCAAGAAGGCAGCGAAGCACAAAGCAGCAGAGGUGGCCCUGAAGCUGCUGAAGGGGGGGGACAUGCUGGAGCCCACCCCCCCCGAGGAGCCCAGCUCUCCUUUCCCCCCAGCCCCCCUGGCUGAGCCUGGCCCCCCAGCAGCCCCCCCAGCUCCAGCCAUGGCCCCCCCCUCACCCAGGGGCACCCCCCUGGAGAUGAAGCCCCCAGUGUCCCCCCCCCAGUCUGAGUGCAACCCUGUGGGGGCUCUGCAGGAGCUGGUGGUGCAGAAGGGCUGGAGGCUGCCUGAGUACACAGUGACCCAGGAGUCAGGACCUGCUCACCGCAAGGAGUUCACCAUGACCUGCCGGGUCGAGCGCUUCGUGGAGAUAGGCAGUGGCACCUCCAAGAAGCUGGCCAAGCGCAACGCGGCGGCCAAGAUGCUGGUGAGGAUCCACAACGUCCCCAUGGAGCCCCGGGAGGGCAGCGAGGCCGAGGUGGAGGAGGAUCAGUUCUCCAUGGCAGGGCCCCGGCUGGAGGGGCUGCGGGGCAGAGCCCCAGGCUGCACCUGGGACUCGCUGCGCAACUCGGUGGGCGAGAAGAUGGCACAGCUGAGGAGCCACCCCCUGGCACCCCUGGGCAGCGGGGCCUGUGCCCUGCUGCAGGAGCUCUCCGAGGAGCAGAGCUUCGCCAUCAGCUACCUGGACAUCGAUGCCCUGAGCCUCAGUGGCUUGCACCAGUGCCUGGUGGAGCUCUCGACCCAGCCUGCCACCGUGUGCCACGGCUCGGCCCCGUCCCGCGACGGUGCCCGGUGCCAGGCCGCCCGCAACGCCCUGCAGUACCUGCGCAUCAUGGCGGGGGGCAAGUGAGGACCGCCCC